UGUAAUAAUAUUUUUUUAUGCAUGUGUAUGACAUUGUCAAUGUUGAAAUUGAGCAGUGCUCUUUUCGUCUCCCGGUCCGUUUGUAGAAUAAUACGUAAAAAUUGUUGCAUAAAUAUGGCAAAGAAAACUGCAAUUUUGCUGAUUGCCGAUGGAUCGGAAGAAAUGGAAGCCGUGAUAACUGCUGAUAUCCUAAGACGUGCCGGGAUUGCUGUUACCAUAGCUGGCCUAUCAGAUGCUAACUGCGUAAAGUAGCGUGAUGUUAAAAUCUGUGUGGAUGCCAAGUUUGCUGAUGCUGUUAACAAUCAGAAGUACGAUGCUGUCAUUUUACCAGGUGGUCUUGGUGGAUCUAAAACAUUUGCAUCUUCUGCAGAAGUUGGAAAGCUGUUACAAGAACAAGAAAAGGAAGAUAGAUUAAUAGCAGCUAUUUGUGCAGCUCCUACAGCUUUAAAAGCUCAUGGCAUUGGCAAAGGAAAACAAAUCACUUCUUAUCCAGCCAUGAAAAAUGAUUUAAUCGAUGAAUACGAAUAUCUAGAGGAUAAAGUAGUGAUGGAUGGUAAUCUCAUAACCAGUCGAGGACCAGCGACUGCCUUUGCCUUUGGCUUAGCUAUUGAAAAAUUAUUGAGCAAAGAAGUAGCCAGUACUGUGGCAAAAGGACAUUAUACGAGGGACUACAAAUAAAUUUGCCUAUUUUGUCAAAGUGUUACCGUAUACAUAAAAUAAUCACUGUAUAAAUUUUGCAAUAUCUCUGGCUUAAAAAGAUAUGUUUAUUUGUAUACAUGAGUGCAUGUAAUAUAUAAAUUAUGACAAAA
Messenger RNA from Nylanderia fulva, 809 nucleotides. RefSeq names its product protein dj-1beta. Lineage: Eukaryota; Metazoa; Arthropoda; Insecta; Hymenoptera; Formicidae. Gene Ontology annotation, biological process: response to oxidative stress; glyoxal metabolic process; glycolate biosynthetic process. Gene Ontology annotation, cellular component: cytoplasm; nucleus; mitochondrion. The record is from RefSeq and is a predicted model, not a curated record.